Messenger RNA from Symbiodinium necroappetens, 677 nucleotides. NCBI's taxonomy places the organism in Eukaryota, Dinophyceae, Suessiales, Symbiodiniaceae. The record is from the annotation of a GenBank genome assembly.
AUGAGUUUCGACGCGCUUUGGCCGCUGUACGAGACCAAGAUGCGGGCUGGAGGCAAGGAGAGCGAGACCGAUGCUGCGGUCAAUGCCUUCAAGUACAACUUCCAAGUCUUGACGUCUGGUGCUGAUACCAUGAUUCCAGAGGCAGCUUUGGAUCCGGUGCCGACUUUGCCAGAUUUGGAGAGCCUUGAGAUCACGCCGAAGCCCGAGCUGCUGAAGGAGACCGUCGUCUUGAAAUUGAACGGCGGUUUAGGAACGGGCAUGGGCCUUGAUAAGGCCAAGUCGCUUCUGGAGGUCACGGGCGGUAACACGUUCCUGGACCUCAUUGCCAAGCAGGUGGCUUGGAUGAAGGGAACCUACAGUAUGCCGGACCUCAAGUUCAUGCUCAUGAACUCUUUCUCGACUUCCGCGGACACUUUGGAAGCGCUGUCCAAGUACCCGGAUCUGGGAACUGGAGAUGAUCUGCAGUUCGUGCAGAAUAAGGCGCCGAAGGUCACCGCAGACGGCUACGCACCUGCCGAAUGGCCCUCUGAGCCGAGUCACGAGUGGUGCCCACCCGGCCAUGGAGACCUUUAUCCGGCCAUGCUGGGGUCCGGCACUUUGGAUCGCCUGUUGGCCAAGGGGAUCAAGUACAUGUUCGUGUCCAACUCCGACAACCUUGGUGCGACCUUGGACCUGCG